CCCUCUCUCUCUCUCUCUCUCUCUCUUUGGCUGAGUCGCUGGUUUUUGCUCGAAUUAUGAUGGCAGUUGCCUCUGGCAUUUCAUUUGGUGCAGUUCAAGCUCAGACUCCGUUAACGUUUUAGGGCCAAACGCUUAUCAGCCGCAACUGAUAACUGAUAGCUGGAUAGAUCGUGCAUCAAUAUGUUUAUUAAGUUCGUUGUAUUCUGUGUGAUAGUCGACAUUUGUGCGGCCAACAAUCUGGAUCAUUAUAACUAUGGCUCAAUGGAUGGCACCACCAGCACCGAGCGCAUCAACGCCGCCAUGCGUUGCGUUAACGUUAAUCCACAGAACUCUGUCGAUCUGGAGCAGAUAAUGGGCCUCUGGUAUGGUAGCGAGAUAAUAAUGCAUAGCCAAGACUUUCCCGGCGUCUACGAGUACGAUUCGUGUGUUAUCAUUCACCUGACCGAUGUCACACAGCAGGUGCGCAACAACAACAACUACAACAACAAUCGUGGCUACAACACAAACUACAACAAUCGUAAUCAAAACAAUUACGGGCACAUUUCGACGACGCCCCAAUAUUAUCUAGAUAACGAUGAUCAUGUGCGUCAGCCGCCACGCACAAAGUAUCUGCGUCUGGUGUGGAGCGAACGGGACAACAAUCUGGAGUACACCUUCAACUAUACGGCUGAUGCGCCCGGCCAAUGGUCGAACAUUGGUGAUCAGAGGGGUUCCCUGGUCCAGCUGAACUCGUACACCCAGUUCACGGGCACUGUGCAGGUGGUCAAAGCGGUCAACGAUCAUUUGGUUUUGACCUUUUGCGGCAACGAUGUCAAGAGCUCCAUUUAUACGGUGGUGCUAACACGCAAUCGGCUCGGCCUCAGCACAGAUGAGCUGCGCAGCAUACGCAGCAUGCUUUCCCGCCGUGGCCUCUACUCGGAAACCAUACGCAAGGUUUGCAGUGGGGCUCCAAAUGUAGGCGGCGGUUUGCUCUCGCUGCUGUCGCUGCUGCUACUUGCCGCCUGGGGGCGAUGCCACUGAGAAAGAGAAAGAGCAAGAGCGAGAGAGAAAGUGGCAUCUUGCUGUAGAGGAACCGCAUUCCAGCCAUAUUCUAUUUGUUAAUUUAUGCAUAAUCGACUUACUUAAGCAUUUAACGCUCGGAAUACAAUUGCAGCUAACUGCUAACCAAAAACCA
Drosophila grimshawi is the source of this 1174-nucleotide messenger RNA. RefSeq names its product kinesin-related protein 10. The record is from RefSeq and is a predicted model, not a curated record. NCBI's taxonomy places the organism in Eukaryota, Metazoa, Arthropoda, Insecta, Diptera, Drosophilidae. The coding region runs from base 181 to 1020 and encodes 279 amino acids. The transcript is spliced from 4 exons.